UACAGAGAAAAUAGGUAUUGUGUUGUAUAAUAUAGUUGUAAUUUACGAAUAUAGCUUUAAUAUAUUUUAGCGUUGAGUUAAUUUACAAUGCAGCAUUGAUUACCGACAACAAAUCUAAGCGGAUGUUCGUUCCGGGUCUUCCUGUUUUGACUGCUGCAAUGGUACCUUUCACAGUUAGUUAGCCUGAUCUUUAGUAUGGAGGAAGACGAAAUAAGAUUAGCAGAUAGGGAAAGGACGACCAAAGAGAUUUGCUAGGUAAGAUUUAGAAUUGGGUCAGACAUGGACAUGGGUACUACAGCUGGGGUUCGGCGUAUUUCGACCGAAAACGAAGAAAAGGAACCCCAACAACAAAACGCUUGCAUUAGCACAACUGAAUACUGCGCAAAGUUGCAAGAAUGGAUGUGGCACUACUACUGGGGGUAUGCAAACUGGCAAAGCUGGAUGGCUCUGUCUGCGUUUCCAUUUCCACCACCUUGCAGUAUCCCAUUCCCAGGCAACCAACCUGCCGGACAAACGGCUUUCGACGGCCGGAACUUGUACCCCAACUAUCCCUACCCUUUCAGUUUCCCCGCACCAGGCACAGGGGUCCAGCCGGACCUAGGAACCCCGACGCCGCCUAAUGAUGCAAGGCCAGUGCAACAGCAGCAGGAUGGGAACGCACCCCAAGCAGGUCGGGAGUACAUGAUACCCACUCCCCUUCACAGAUUCCUGGCAGAGAUGGUGGACUUCUUCAUACUGUUCUGUGUGAAGGCCACCAUAGUCCUGUGGAUCAUGCACCUCAGUGGAAUGAAGGACAUCGCCAAGUUUAUCACCCACUUCAUCGUGGAAGAGAUCGACGAGAACACGUCCAUGGAAGACCUCCAGAAGAUGAUGGCGGUAGCCCUGGUCUAUAGAAUACUGGUGUGUUUUUAUGAGAUCAUCUGCAUCUGGGGAGCGGGCGGGGCCACGCCAGGGAAGUUCCUCCUGGGCUUACGAGUGGUCACCUGCGACACCUCGGUCCUGGUGCGACCCAACCGGGUUCUGGUAGUCCCCGCCUCAAACGUCACACUCUCUGCGUCCACGGUGCGAGCUCUCAACAAGAACUUCUCCAUCGCCUUUCUGUUCCCCGUCUUCAUCACCCUGCUCUUCUUCCAGCACAACAGGACUGUGUACGACAUUGUGGCUGGAACAAUUGUUGUCCAGCGCAGGGGAGCCAGAUAAUAGUGCCGAACUCUCAUUUCUACAAAACCUGCCUGCAAAAUAAUCACCAUAUGGGAUGUUUCCCCUCAUUUGAAUACCUUCUUUUUUUUUGUCACAAAGUGCUAUACAGAGCCAAAAUGACACUUCGUCGAGGCGCAUGCAGAUGCACCGCAACAAAGACAACAGUCCAAGUAGAUGUAACAGGAAGAGGAAACUUGACCGGGUCUAGCCUAUCCCCCGCGAUCUGCAGAAAUUAGAGUUGUUUCUCGAAGUUUGUUUGGGAUUCAACCCUAGUUGUCCAGAACUGGGCUUCUGGGCUUCAUCAGAUACAGGCUUGGAUUGAAAACCCACUCAGGAGGGAGCAGACCGGCAGUGUCGGGGAAACGUCUGAUGGUUGUUGGUUUCAAACUCUUAUACUCAGAAAACGUGUUCUGAAUUUGAAUAUGGAGUAGAGAACACAGAAGAUUGUUUUAACCACAGUAACUUGCAAAGUAUUGUGUUCUGGAUGUUGUCAAGUUUUUAAGGUCGUCACUCAGUCAUUGUUGCUGAAGAGUUUAAUAAUUGAGUUGUAACGUUUAACUAGAUAUUGUGCAAAAGAAGCUUUAUUUAUGGGGUGUUUUGGUUUCAGGUUGAUGAUGUUGUGAAAUUGUAUAUUUUGCUAUUUUCCUUUUUUGGGGGUUAAGUUGAUCACUGAACACUGCAAAGACUGCAAAUGUUCUAUUCUAUGUGCCUCUACAGGACAAGAUUGUCUAUCGUAUACUAUGUUUGUUUGUUUGACUUUUACUGGUGCAGUGAUCAUACGACACGUCAUCCUGUCAUCCGCCGAUUCUGUCAGGAGAACGGCCAUACCAUUUCACGUAGAGUGUAGUAAUCGACACACAUGAUCUCUCUCUGUCCUUGUUACUCACGGUGUAGGACACUACAGCAUACCCUCCAGUGCAUGAUUGUAAUGAACAAAUUCUAGAACACACUCAUAGUCCUUGAUGUUCUGGGGAUGUCCAGAGCUCAAGGUGUUGUCUUUUGUUAAGGUCUAGUGUCAAAUUUCUGUAUUCUCCAGUUUGGGCCUCUCAGUAUUAUAUAUAUUUUCUGAAUAUUCCAACAUUUUGAUUUUAGCUAAAUACACUGAGACUAAAUAUACUGAGACACUGCUGUUGAGGACAAUUUAGUUUUGGGGAUUUAUUUAAAGAUGCACAUAAAAUGUGAAUGACAUUGAAACCUGAACAUUUGUAUCUGAUUUAAGAAUAUACAAUAGACAAUGUCUCAACUGAUCGUAAUGAAGACAUGAGCCCCAAUCCCUCUAUAGUCUUCCUAGAACAGCAUGUCCAGAAGUUGUACUUUAUGUGAUAUUUUGGGAUUCGAAAGCACUUAACUCUGGAUGUUUUGAUGUAGUUGAUCUAGUUGGUCUGUUUUGGAGAAGGUACUACAUUUGCCCACAUGGGGGCGAAGGUAGCAAACGAAUGUAUGAGGCUUUUGAAUAAAGUAACUAAAAGGUUUGCGAAUG
Osmerus eperlanus (European smelt) is the source of this 2680-nucleotide messenger RNA. RefSeq names its product family with sequence similarity 8 member A1a (gene fam8a1a). The record is from RefSeq and is a predicted model, not a curated record. The coding region runs from base 280 to 1200 and encodes 306 amino acids. NCBI's taxonomy places the organism in Eukaryota, Metazoa, Chordata, Actinopteri, Osmeriformes, Osmeridae. The transcript is spliced from 5 exons.